This is a messenger RNA of Lottia gigantea (owl limpet), 5436 nucleotides long. RefSeq lists its product as hypothetical. NCBI's taxonomy places the organism in Eukaryota, Metazoa, Mollusca, Gastropoda, Lottiidae. Bases 1 to 4053 code for a protein of 1350 amino acids. Gene Ontology annotation, biological process: regulation of transcription by RNA polymerase II. The record is from RefSeq and is a predicted model, not a curated record. The transcript is spliced from 8 exons. Gene Ontology annotation, cellular component: nucleus.
AUGUCCGGACCAGUCGAAAGAUGGCUAGAAACAUUUAUGUGCAAACAUUAUGCCAACGUUUUUGAUUCAUUCGGGUUCAAAACUCUACAAUCGGUAUGUCAACUUCAACCACACCAACUACAAGCUAUGGGUGUAGCUCAAAAUCAUUGUGACCUUAUUUUAGAAAAUGUGUGUGUUCUACGACAAACCAUGUCAGUUGGAGUAGCAAAGCAUUCAACUAAUCAAAGUUAUGGUGAUAAUCCUGUAAAUCCUGCAAGCAGUGCUUUAAGAUCUGUAGCCAUGACUACAAAUUAUCCACAAUCACAUGGACCAAACCCUGCAUUGCAAGAUGAUUACACUUAUGGCUCAAAUAGUAACCAGAAUAAUCCAAAUUCAGUAUAUCCAAAACAGUAUGAAGAGCCACAGUCUGACAUGACUAGAAGAGGUUAUGGCAGGUAUUCAGAACAAAACCAAGCAAUGGCAAUGCAGCAACAGCAGCAUCACCAACAGCAACAAAUGUUCCCACCUGGUUCUAAUUACAUUCAUCAACAGUAUGGAAAUCAACAAUAUUUCUCUUCCAAUCAGCCAAAUAGUGCUUACUAUAACUCUGCCAAUCCACAACAUCAUCAACAGCAACAACAGCAGCAACAGCAACAACAGCAGCAGCAACAGCAGCAUCAUUUCAGCAGACAACAAAUGAUUCACAAUGUUAAUCCACAAGCAGUUGCUGAUAACAUUUUACAAAUGGCUUCAUCUUACCCUUCAAGUCAAACAGUUCAGGUCCCUUUGAAUAAAAAUAGAGCAGCUCCAUAUCAUGUUCCACAACCUUCACAUAACUACAACAUACCAAAUCAAACCAGUCAGAAUAUGAUGUCCAUGAACCAACAAAGAAUUUAUUCAAAUGCCAUGAAUGCUGGUCCUCAACAGCAGGCUACUCGAACAUCUCCUAUCAGUCCUAUGCCAUUACAGAGUCCAGUAUCUCAUCAUAGCAGUCAGAGUGUACCUAGUCCGUCAUCAAUUCAUAGUCCAUUGAGAUCACCAGCUCAAUCACCUGGUGGUGGAAUGAGGUCACCAUGUGGUGUUCAACCAAUGGCUUCUCCACAUCAACCAAUGAGGUCACCUAGCCAUGGCCAUGGUCAUCAUUCUCAGCAGCAACAGCCAGUCAAUUCAUCGCCUCAGAGGAUGUCUAACAUGAGGUCACCAGUACAAACUCAUUACUCACCAAACCAUGGGAGUAGUCAUACAACUUCUCCUUAUCACACACCUAAUAUAGGAGUUCAGAGUCCGACAAACCACUAUAGUCCACCUGCACCACCAGCACCACCUGUAUCCUAUAUUAAUACUGAAUCAACUAAAGACAAGGUCUCAUAUUCUCAAUCUGAUCCUGUCAACCCUCUUCAAUCUUUACAAAAACUCGUCAUGCUUCCUGAAAGUCGGGUUGUUGAUCCGAAGAGUGUUGUGAAUGAUGCUUGUUCGUCUUCGCCCCAAGUUAAUGACAAUUCAAAAAACUGUGAUAGCUCUGCAGAAUGGCUUAAUAAGGAUUGCAGCUGUUCUGCGGGAAGCACUAAUCAAAGCAGUCCAGCAGAAACCCGCCCAUUAAGUUCUUGUUUAAAUGGUAAAAAUUGUGAUGAGACAAAGAACAGUGACAUUGUGUCUGAAAAUGUUUCUCCAGUUAAUGAAGGAACAAUGUUAGAAUCAAAAACUGCUGAUAAAACAAUAAUUGUUAGGAAGAACACUCCAAACACACUUCCAAAUGGUGUUGCAGAGGAUCAUUUAAAAACAUCAAUAGAAACCAAACAAAAAUUGUCCCCACCAAAGAAAAUGUUGCUGAAUGCUUAUAACGAGUCAUUACAGGAUAAGGUAGAGGAAAAAGUUAAUGAUUUUGAAGACAGUAAAAUUAUUGAUAAACAAGAUCAGAAUAUUAAAGACAAUUCUAGUUGUGACAAAAUAAUACCGAAACAAUCUGACCAUGAAACAAGUGCAAAAACAAACUGCCCUCAUGAUCUUUUGACAACAAAUUCAACUGUUCUGGAAACUUCAGCUCAUAAAUUAGAUGACAAAGUGAUAGGGGACUGUAUAGUAAAAAGUUCAAUAGAAUCACCUGUAGAUGAGGUUGGCAAUCAAAAGCCCUCUGAUCCAUCUGCAGACAGUUCAGUAAAAACUUUGUCAGGAGAUAAACUAAAUAAAGUGACAACAGAUUCUGAAUUGGAAUGCUCAAUGGAGCCUUCUGUAGAUAAGUUAGAUAGUAAUGUGUUAGAUAGUAAUGUACCAUCCGAUUCCAAAAAUGAUCUUUGUGGAGGACCUUCAGUAGAUGGUGCUUCAAAAUUACUAGAAAAUAAUUCUAGUGUGAAACAAUCUGAUAGUGAAUCAAUUGUAAAUGAUCAAAAAGUAACCAACCCUGUUAAAUCACCUGUUGAUACUAAGAGUGAAGAAAGUGAAGAAGAGUUACAUGUGCGUAAAGAUACUGUGAACACAUAUUCUCGUGUUAGAUUAACCACCUCAAGUAGUAGUGUAGAGAAAAUGAGAAAUAAUUCUGAUAAUGAAAACAAUGAGAAUGCUAAGAUUGUUUGUGAUGAUAGUGACGAUGAAGAUUUUAGUUUCACUAUUGAAGAAGAGGAAAGUGAAGGAUCAUCUGAAGUUCAUUCAGAGGUUGAGGAGAAUUACCAUCUGGAAGAAGAUGACUUAUUGAAUGAUGAAGAAGAUAUUAAUGAAUUACGUAAUAAACUUAAUGCUUUUUCACAGUCCACUGUAGAAACUCAAUCUAAAGUUGGAAUGAAAACUGAAUUCAAAACUGAGAGUAAUGUUCCUUCAGAUUUGGAUUCAGUAAGUAAAGUGUUAUCACCCAAUCGAAAUGGCAAGCAAAACCCACGAAAUACACCACCUAUUUUAAAACGUGAAGGAGUUCCUUCGCAAAGUUCUACACCUUUGAUUGUUAAAGAUGAAAACUUUAAAAGGAAGCGAAAUUCUGCUGAAAGUAUUAUAACUGUAAAGAAACCAAAAGUAGAUAGUGAAAGUGAACCAGAAGUGGUUGAAAUUACUGAUUCAAGUGAUGAUGAAAAACCUUUAAUAGAUUUAAAACUUCCUUCAACCUCUACACCAACUUUAAAACAUCAAAUUAAAAAAUCCAACUCUCCUAUUAAAAAUUCUGACAUUUCAUUAAUUCUGAAGUCUGAGCCAAUUACAAGCUCUUCAAAUAAAAAAACAAACAAGUCUAAAUCAAUGACAAACUCUUUUAGAAACAGUAAAUGUAAAAAGUCAGGAAAGAAUCAUAAAAAGAAAAACCCAACUCCAGACAGCAAGGAACAUUUUAAAGACAUGAAUUUUGGGAAAACAUUAAGUCUUUUGAAAAAUAAGAAGAAAAGUGAACACAGUCAGAAUGUUAGUCCAUUUGUUAGACUUGUAGGUAGUAAGAGUGAACCUUUUUCUGUAACUGUAUAUAACGUACACCCUAAUGAAGAGGAAGAUAUGAAACAGAAGAAAAAUAAAGGUCCUGUUUCUUCAACUAUUCAAAUAUCUAAUUUGCCUUCAGAUAAGUCCAUUAUGUUACCCCAUUCACAAACUAUAAAUGAAGGCAAUUGGGUUUGUGCAUUGUGUGGUAAACGUAGUAGUUAUAAGUUUCUAGGUGAUUUAUUUGGACCUUAUUACAUUGACUGUCAUAUUCCAUUAGUGAAAAAACAAGUAGAAGGCGAUAAUAAAGCUAAAAUACCAAAAAUUGUUCCUGAGAGAAAACGUCGAAAAUCUAAAGACAGACAUUCUUUAGACUCUGAUACUAAACCUAAUGAAGUGUGGGUGCAUGAAAAUUGUACCUUGUGGUCUGAUGGAGUAUUUCUUGUUGGAUCAAAAAUCUAUGGUCUGGAAGAAGCAAUCAAAGUAGCAUCAUCUUCCGUAUGUUCCAUAUGUAAAGAAAAUGGUGCCAUGAUUGGUUGUUUACACAAGGGUUGUGAACAGAAAUUUCACUUUAUGUGUGCUGCUGAAUCAAAAUGUUACUUAGAUGAAGAUAAUUUUUCUUUAUUAUGUGUUCAACACAAGGGUAAAAGAAAGAAAGAUUUAGAUAGUUCUAAAAGUAAAACCUGACAGUAAGACAUGGAAGAGAAAGUUAUUUCAUGUGCUUGAAGUCUGUGGUGUAGAGAGUACUAAAUGUUGGUAGAAGAGUUUGGAAUUCAUAAUUGUUAAUUGAAACAUAACUUUUUUUUAGUUUGUAUUCAGUUUACAGUUUUCUAACAACAUUAUUGGUGAACCAAGUACAUCACAUGUUAUUUUAAACUGAUGUUUUACCACAUAUACUGAAUUCAUAUGAUGAUAAUAAACAACACUAACAUACUUUAAAGUUAAAUUAAAGGGAUUGUAAAGGUGUUUUCUAUUGGAGGCACUGAUAGCAUAAAAUUUAAUCAUUCCAAUUUUAAGACAGACAUAUGUGGUUUGUGCAAUUCCACAAAUUUUUUGAUGAUGUCAUUAAUCACAAAAUGUGCCUUAUCACAUUAGGCCCUUCGUGAUUAUUAACCACAAAUACCUGUUUGAAAAUAGGUAUGGUGCAAAUUGAUGCUAUCAGUGUCGAUACACAUAAAAAAUUGAGAAGAUCUCCUUACAAUCCCUGUAAGUACAAUUAAUAGAGACAAUGUCUUGUGUUGUGUAUGGUGUGGGAUUAACAAUAAAAAAGAAAAUAGCAAAGUGAAUACAUGUUGAACAGCUUCAGAUAUGAUGCAGACACGAUUUUCUUAUAUUUCGGAUAAUCCAGUGCCAUAUAUCGGCUGUAUCAAACAAUCUUUAUUGUUAUGAUUUCUUGAUUGUUCUUCUUACUAAUGGAAUUAAUAUUUUCGAUCGAUGAAAGGCAAAUGGUGAUGCAUUUUCAAUCAAACACUAUAAACCACUAUAAACAUGGCAAUUUGUGUACUUUAUUAUUGGUUAUCUGGAUUAAUACUAUAUUUUUACAACUUAAGGCGUGUCUUUUCAACUUUUUAACAUUAAAGCAAAAUGUGAAGACUUCUAAAAACAUUGUGCUGCUUAUUUUAAGACUUAAAACUCUCCCAAUUAGUUGUAAAGAUAAAGAAUUAGUCUAUUGUAUUCUCUAUUAAUUUAACGUUAGUUUCAAUAUUUGAUUGUUUGUGAAAAUACAAUUCAACACCAAUAGUUUUUAUACAGAUUCUAACAUUUCUGUUGAAAUAUGUGUGGAAUUAAAGUUUCACUUUGUUAAUGUGCUUGUUCUAGUUUGAAUCUGUUUUAAACUUUAAAUUAGCAGUUAUACAAUUUUAUAUUCGGCAGAAUAAAUCUUUUGAUGAAAAUUUACAUGCAGCUGAAUACUUUGCUAACUUUGCUUUCUUUCAGUUCCCUCCCUUCAAGAACUAUUGAUAUCACUGUCUCUGUAUGCCCUAAAAUCAAAUGAGUUCUCACAUGGAAUUCAGUUAUAUCAUGAUGCUAAAGUCCUAAUGCAAGCAGGAAAUUGCAAAAGGAUUCAAUGAA